AUGCCAAACGGUGGUGUUCAUGAACCGCGUCUAUCUGAAUUUACUCAACGACCUAGUGAAGGUCGUUUGGGUAAAUCAAUACGUAUUCGUUCAAAUUUCUUUGAAGUACUAUCAUUCCCUGAACAAAAUAUUAUUCAUUAUGAUGUUACUAUCACUCCUGACGUACCACCUGCUUUAAACCGAAAGAUUUACGAAGUGUUUGAACGUGAAAAUUUGGUCACUGCUCUUAAUAAUAUUCGUGUUAUUUUUGAUGGACGUAAAAAUGUUUUUGCUCCUCAAUAUUUACCAUUUGGUGAAGCGGCUACAUUUGAAGUCACAUUACCAGAAGAAGAUGGUACCACGUCCGCUAGAAGAGCUCCUAGAAUUUUCAGGAUCAAAAUGAAAAAAGCUGGUGAAAUAGUUAUGGGUGAACUGCAUAAGUUUCUUGAUGGUCAAAGUUCGCUCACUCCAAAUUGUUUAUCAGCAAUAAUGGUUCUUGAUGUUCUUAUCCGUCACCUUCCAUCGAUGAAAAACACUACCGUUGGUCGUUCGUUUUUUACAAAACAUGGAACUACUGCUCUGUCUGGUGGUGUGGAAGUUUGGCAAGGCUAUUAUCAAUCCGCCCGUCCUACAAAAGGAAAAAUGUUGAUUAACGUUGAUUUGAGUGCUACCGCCUUCUACGAAGCAGGUCCCUUGGUAACGAUAGUAGUAAAGAUAUUAGGACGCCGUUCUGUCGAUGACCUCCAUCGAGGAAUAAGUGAUAGGGAUCGUAUUAAAUUAGAAAAAGCUUUAAAGAAUUUAAAGAUUAGAGUCAUCCAUCGAGGCAAAGAAAAAUCUAAACGCCGUUUUAAAAUCAUAAAGGUCACUCCUACACCUGCGAAUCAGACCAGAUUCGAUAUGGGUGAUGGUCAAACUGUGGAUGUCGCAAAUUACUUUGCUAAAACUUAUAACUAUAGGUUGACUUAUUCGCACCUCCCAUGUAUUGUUGUUAAAAAAGACGUUUUUCUUCCUUUGGAAGUUUGUGAAGUCAUUGAGGGUCAACGUUAUACCCGCAAAUUUGAUGAUAAGCAAACUGCUGAUAUGAUUAAAUUUACAUGUCAGCCUCCUCAUAUGCGUGCUAAUAAAAUUAACCAAGGCGUUGAAAUUCUCAACUAUCGCGGUAACGAGUAUCUUCAACAAUUUGGAAUGAAUGUUUCCAAUGAUAUGAUUGUGGCACCUGCUCGUAUCAUUCCCACACCUACACUUCAAUACCAUCCUUCUUCCCGUGAACCGGUACUUGUUCCACGAGAAGGUUCUUGGAAUUUGAGAGACAAGAAAGUCGCCCAAGGGGCUACGCUCGGUUCAUGGUCGAUAAUCACCUUUGGAUCUGAUCAAGAAUUUCCCCUUCAAUCCGUUCAAGCAUUUUUGCGUGAACUAAUCAUCACAUGUCAAGAUAAUGGAAUGAACAUUCCAAAUAAAACACCACCAAUUAUGCACGCAAAUCCACAAGGAGAUGUUGAAUCCGUUCUUAAAGCAGCAUGGCUUCAUGCUGGUAAUGCGGCUAAAGCACAACCACAACUUAUUGUGUGUAUUCUUCCAAACACUGGUGUCCCUCUGUACGCAGAAAUAAAGCGUGUUACCGAUACAGUCAUUGGAAUUGCAAGCCAAUGCAUACAAAGUCGACAUAUGAUGCAAGCUAAGAAGCAAUAUUGUGCAAAUAUUUGUCUUAAAAUUAACGUCAAACUUGGUGGUAUGAACGUUUUUAUUAGUCCUUCACAAAUUCCUUUCAUCACCGAUUGUCCUACAAUUCUUAUGGGCGCUGAUAUAUCUCAUCCUUCUCCUG
Scutellospora calospora is the source of this 1801-nucleotide messenger RNA. The record is from the annotation of a GenBank genome assembly. Lineage: Eukaryota; Fungi; Glomeromycota; Glomeromycetes; Diversisporales; Gigasporaceae.